Molecule: messenger RNA, 6725 nt
Organism: Nerophis lumbriciformis (worm pipefish)
Lineage: Eukaryota; Metazoa; Chordata; Actinopteri; Syngnathiformes; Syngnathidae
Product: titin-like
Molecular function (GO): protein binding
Source: RefSeq, a predicted model, not a curated record
AGCACAGCUUCAUCUUGUUAUAUCUCAAACUUCAUUCAGUUAAAGUUCAGUUUUUCUUGGAAUAAUAACGCAUUGACGAUGGAAGCAAGCAGCAAAGAAGCGGGAAGUAAAAUGAAGGAUCAAUCUCAGCCAGUAAAUCUGACACAAGAUACUGAUCUCACAGCAAGGAAUAUCCAGUCAUCCACCUCUGCUGCUGAAGCACAGUCCAGCACAUCUGUUGGGAAGAGCAAACAGAAUGCUAAAGACAAGUCUACUACUGAUCCAGCAAAGGAAAAGGCUUUAAAACCAAAACUCCAGCUUAAUUUUACCACAUUCACGGUCAAAAACGGUGAAGAGUUGAAAGUAGAGAUACCCGUGGUUGCAAAUCCAGUUCCCAAGGUAGAAUGGAAAAUAGAUGGACAAGCCAUCAAAGAAACAUCCAGGCUUGAGAUCGCAACCACAUCAUCAUUGACAGUCCUUCAUAUCAGACAUGCUGCCAGAGAGCAUGCUGGUCAGUACUCUAUCACAGCGAGAAAUAAUGCUGGAGACGAUACUAGGGAACUCACAGUAGUGGUUCUUGAAAAGCCCGACCCACCCUCAGGACCUGUGAAGGUUGAUGAGGUCAGUUCUGACUAUGUUUCUAUCUCCUGGGAGCCCCCAGAAUACACUGGAGGCUGUCAACUUGACAACUAUAUUGUGGAGAAACGUGAAAUUACUAACAUGGAGUGGCAAACUGUAUCAGCCACAACAGUACGAACCACAAUCAAAGUCACAAAGCUAAAGACAGGAAGUGAAUAUCAAUUCCGUGUGUUUGCUGAAAAUAGGUAUGGCAAGAGUACAUCGAUAAUAUCUCCAAUUGUAAUUGCGCAGUAUCCAUUUAGUGCGCCUAUGGCUCCUGGAACACCUUUUGUGUCCGUCGUGACAAAGUACAGUAUGUUGGUUGAAUGGACACCUCCAGUCAAGGAUGGAGGUAGCUCUGUCACCGGCUAUCACCUGGAACGUAAGGAGAAAAAUAGCAUUUUAUGGACCAAGAUGAACAAACUUGCCAUACUUGACCCUCGCUUCAAAACAACAGGCCUGGAGGAAGGUAUUGAGUAUGAAUUCAGAGUAUUUGCUGAGAAUAUCGCUGGAAUCAGUCCACCCAGCAAGAUAUCUGACUGCUAUGUGGCAAGAGAUCAAUGUGAGCCACCUGGUAAACCCGACGCUGUUGUUAUUACAAAGGAGAAUAUCACCCUCCAGUGGGCCAAACCAGAGUAUGACGGUGGGAGCUCCAUUACAGGAUAUGUUGUUGAAAAAAAAGAGCUUCCAGAUGGUCGAUGGAUGAAAGCAAACUUCACAAAUGUUAUUGAAAAUCAGUUCACAAUUACAGGCCUGACAGGUGGACAAAGUUAUGAGUUUAGAGUAACUGCCAAGAAUGGUGCGGGUGUCUGGAGCAAACCCUCCGAAAGUAUAACUAUCUUUGCUGAGGAUGUUAUUGAAGGGCCUUCUGUAUACAUGGACCCCAAGUUUAAGAGUACAAUUGUCAUUCAGGCUGGCGACACAUUCACAAUUGAGGCUGAUUACUUUGGAAAGCCCUUGCCUGAUGUAAGGUGGCUAAAAGAUGGUGAGGAAAUCAACAAAGCUACACCAAGAAUAGAUGUUAAAAACACCCUCACUCACACCACAUUGACAGUCCGGGACUGUAUACGAGGAGAUGCGGGACAUUUUAUCUUAAGUCUCACAAACAUUGAUGGAACAAAAUCUAUCCAAGUUAAUGUAAAGAUACUAGAUAGACCUAGUCCCCCACAGGGACCUUUAAGGGUGAAAGUUGUCAGUGCGGAAAAAAUCAAUCUUUACUGGAACCCUCCUUCAAAUGAUGGCGGCGCCAUUGUUUCCCAUUACAUUGUCGAGAAGAGAGAGACAAGCCGUGUCACAUGGACAGGGGUUGAUCCCAACGUGGAAGCCGUUGCUUACAAAGUGACAAAGUUAACACCAGGGAGAGAAUACAUAUUCAGAGUUUGUGCUGUGAAUAAAUUUGGUGUUGGAGAAUUUCUGGAAUCAGACCCUAUCAUGGCAGAAAAUCCUUUUAAAACACCGAGUGCACCUUCUACCCCAACAGCUAGUGCUGUGACUGGAGACUCUGUACUGUUGACAUGGGAAAGACCUGAGGCCGAUGGGGGCUCCGAGAUUGAUGGUUACAUCUUGGAAAAACACGACAAAGACGGUGUCAGGUGGACUAAGUGCAACAAGAGAAGAUUGAAUGACCUACGCUUCCGAUGCACAGGACUGACUGAGGGACAUUAUUAUCAGUUUAGAGUAUCGGCAGAGAAUGCUGCUGGUGUUGGUUCAGCCAGUGAGCCAAGUGAUUAUAUUAAAGUGUGCGAAGCGUCAUAUCCUCCAGGUCCUCCUAACAACCUCAAAAUGACAGACUAUUCCUUCAGCACUGUGUCUCUAUCCUGGUCCAAGCCUAUCUACGAUGGCGGAACUGCCAUUACUGAAUUUGUUGUUGAGAUGAAAGAAGCAGCAGAUGAUGAAUGGAUCACAUGCAUUCCAAACACAAAAGAUACAAAGUACACCAUAAAAGGGCUAAGACAAAACGCACAGUACAACUUCCGGGUGCGUGCAACGAAUGCCAAUGGAGUUGGAGAGCCUUUUGUCUUACCUGCGUCUGUGGUAGCAGCUGAAAAACUGGAGCUACCUGAAAUUGAGUUGGACGCAGCUUUGCGAAAGACAGUUAGUGUUCGAGCCUGUUCAACAUUACGUCUCCAUGUCCCCAUAAGAGGAAGCCCAGAACCUGAGGUCAAAUGGUCAAAAGAAGGUGGUCCUCUCAGUGAGCGUGCACAAAUAGAGGUAACAGGCUCGUACACAGUUUUGCUGAUUGAAAAUGUGAAUAGAACUGACACUGGAAAGUAUGAACUGAAUGCUAAAAACUGCGAGGGCUCCAAAUCAGCAUUUAUCAACGUCAGAGUGUUGGAUACUCCCUCUGCACCAACAAACCUGCAAGUGAAAGAUGUACAAAGAGAUUAUGUGACCAUCUCCUGGGAGGCUCCGCUUAUUGAUGGGGGAGCAAACAUUUUACACUACGUUGUGGAAAAGAGAGAGGAAGCCAGAAAUGCAUUCACAAGUGUUUGUAGCACAUGUACGCGGAACUCGUUAAAGAUUGACAACCUGCAGGAGGGAUGUUUUUAUUAUUUCCGUGUCUUGGCUGUGAACGAGUAUGGAACUGGAUUAGCAGUGGAAACACAGGAGCGUGUUAAAGUGUCUGAAGCUCCUCUACCUCCUGGAAAAAUCUCACUGAGGGAUUUGACCCAAGAGAGUGUAAAACUUGCAUGGGAAAAGCCAGAUCAUGACGGAGGGAGCAAAAUUACAUGUUACGUUAUAGAAAUGCAGGCUCAGGGAUAUGACACAUGGAUAGUCUGUUCCGAGAGUAAAGCUUUGGAAGCAGUCAUCAGUGGACUGACAAAAGGAAUGGAAUAUUUAUUUAGAGUUAGGGCUGUAAAUGAAAAAGGAAAGAGUGAACCAAAGCUCCUAUUGACACCUGUUGCUUUAAAAGACACACGUGCUGAGCCUGUUAUUAAUUUGCUCUCCAGCACAUUCAGUGUGAAGGCAGGGAAUGAUUUAAAGAUUGAAGUGCCAUUCAAGGGUGUACCACAGCCAAUAGCUGCCUGGAAGAAGGAUGGUAACACUAUCAAGGAAACAAGCAGGGUAAAUGUUAGCACAUUCGAUACAUUAUCUCAAAUCGUUAUUAAAGAUGCAACUAAGCUAGACGUCGGCUUGUACGAGGUAACUGUGACCAAUUCCGCUGGUGCUGCCUCUGCUGAAAUUUAUGUUAAUGUUUUUGAAAGACCUGGACCACCAUGCGACAUUAGUGUGCAAGACGUGAGCGCUGACUAUGUGUCUUUAAUAUGGCAACCCCCCCAAUAUAGUGGGGGAUGUCAAAUUUCGAAUUAUGUUGUUGAGAAGAGAGAUACAGGCAGUACAAUAUGGCAGACUGUGUCAGCCACAGUUGCCAGGACCUCUAUCAAAAUAACCCGUCUGACACAGGGCACAGAGUAUCAGUUUCGUGUUGCUGCAGAGAAUCGCUAUGGCAAGAGCUCUUUUGUUGAGUCUGAAACUAUUGUUGCCCAAUACCCCUUCAAAGUCCCUAGUCCACCACUCAAUAUUGCUGUUGUGAGUUCCUCAAAGUCUACCAUGCUUAUUAAAUGGAGUCCACCAAGUAGUGACGGUGGCAGCCCAAUUGUGGGCUAUCAUAUUGAAUGCAAGGAUCAAAGUAGUAUUCUGUGGACAAAGCUUAACAGGGGUCCAGUGAUGGAGAGCAGAUUCAAGGUUACAAGUAUUGAAGAAGGCCUCAUAUAUGAGUUUCGGGUUUAUGCAGAGAAUAUUGCGGGUGUUGGACUUUGCAGUAAAGCAUCUGAGCCUGUGGCAGCAAGAGACCAUUGUGAUCCCCCACACAAUCUCACAGUCACUAACAUAACCAACACUUCAGUAUCCCUCUCAUGGGACAAACCGCAAUAUGAUGGUGGGGCUAAAAUAACCAGUUACAUUGUUGAGCGAAAAGAGCUUCCUGAUAAUUGCUGGUUGAAGUGUAACUUCACCAGCUUGCUUGACACCUUUUUGGAGGUGACUGGCCUCACAGAGGGUGAACAGUAUGACUUCCGGGUCAUUGCAAAGAAUGCAGCAGAGCUCUUCAGUGCACCCUCUGAAACCACAGGACCUGUUACUGUGCAGCAUGAUGUGGAGCCACCUAAAAUGAUCUUAGAGGACAAAUUUAGACAGGGUUUGGUUGUCAAAGUUGGCGACCUUCUAAGAAUAGAUGCUGACAUCUCUGGCCGCCCCAGCCCUCAAGUGUUUUGGUCAAAGAAUAGUUUAACUAUUGGUACAAAGGGUAGGGUUGAGAUUACCACAACAAAGACACAUACUACUCUAAUCAUCAGGGAAAGUGUAAGGAAAGACUCCGGCCAAUACAUUCUGACCCUGCAGAAUAUUUGUGGUACAACAUCUAACACUAUUACAUGCAAAGUCUUAGACAGGCCAGGCCCUCCAGCUGGCCCACUGGUAGUGUCUGGACUUUCAGCAGAGAAAUGCACCUUGUCAUGGGGACAUCCUCAGGAGACAGGUGGUGCAGAGAUAAUGCAUUACAUUGUUGAGAAGUGUGAAACCAGCCGUGUAGCCUGGACACGUGUAUAUGAUGAGUUAAUAGCAACUACCUGCAAGAUACCCAAGCUGCUCAGAGGCAAUGAAUACCUGUUUAGAGUGAGGGGUGUGAACAAAUACGGAGAAGGGGAAACUUUGGAAAGUGAUCCGAUCAAGGCAGCUGAUCCCUUCACCAUCCCGUGUGCUCCAACGGAUGUUCAGGUCACAAGUGCAACAAGUGACGCUAUGACAAUUUGCUGGAAGAGACCCAUAUCUGAUGGCGGUAGUCGAAUCAGUGGGUACAUCGUGGAGAAGCGAGAGAAGCAGGGCGUUCGUUGGUUACGUGUCAAUAAGAAAACUGUGUAUGACCUGCGGUUUAAAGCCUCUGGCCUACACGAAGGAUGUGAAUAUGAAUUCAGGGUUUUUGCCGAGAAUGCUGCAGGAAUAAGUGAACCCAGUCUACCAUGUCCACUCACCAUGGCAGAAGAUCCAAAGUUUCUGCCUUCCCCUCCUGCAAAGCCGAUAAUCAUUGAUUCUUCCAAGUCUUCAAUCACCCUGUCAUGGAACAAGCCACUGUUUGAUGGUGGAGCACCAAUCAUUGGCUACAAAGUUGAAUUCAGAAAAUCCGGAGAAGAAAACUGGGUUGUUGCCGUUCAAAACACAGAAAAGACAGAGUUCAAAGUGGCGGGGCUUACCUCAGAAACAGAAUAUGUAUUUGUUGUUAAAUCUAUGAAUAAGGUAGGCAUCAGUGAGCCAAGUCCUGAAACAGACCCUCAAAUUGCUAUUGAGAGAGAAGAGGGACCCAAGUUUGACAUUAGCACUGAGAUGAAGAAGACACUUCUCGUAAAAGAGGGCAGCUCCUUCACUUUCACUGUGCCGUUCACUGGCAAACCUGUACCCAGUGUGACAUGGGAAAAGGCAGAUGUGGAUUUAAGAAUGAGAGGACUUGUAAACACCACCAGCUCUGUCACAUCCAUCACGCUGGAAAAAGUGACUCGCGAUGACUCUGGUAAAUACAUAGUCAAACUUCAAAAUACUGUCGGGAACACCUCUUUGACUCUGAGUGUGAGGGUUCUGGAUUCCCCUGGCCCCCCAACACAUUUAGCUGUUAGAGACGUGACCAUGAACUCUGCCACUAUUACCUGGGACAUUCCUGAGAAUGAGGGAGGAGCACCUGUAAACAAUUACCUUGUUGACAUACUGGACAUCAGCAGAAAAGGCUGGACAAGACUCACUGACAGAUGCCACAGAUUGUCCUACAAGGUGUCGGACUUAGAGGAGGGCGGGAUCUACUACUUCAGAGUCACUGGCGAAAAUGAGUUUGGCAUCGGUGUUUCGGCUGAGACGAGGGAAGGAACGAAAAUAACAGAUCCAACAGACUGGGAAACCUAACCUGGAGCUUAAUUUAUCUCUCCAGAGUUGAACUCUCACUUGCAGGACAUUCUUCUUGAUAAACAGAUUGCUGAUUUAUUAAAAAAUAAAUGUUUUUUGAAUUCAUAUAAUAUUUUAUUGUAGUCAUGCAAUAUGUUUUGUGUGUAUGGUUAUGUGUGUAUAGCAAUGUGCAUAGCAUUCCUAUAAAACAAAAUAAAAAUUGCUUUAAUUUAUAACAUAUUUUUUUUGUAGAAAGUACCAAG